AUGAGCUCCACGCCGUUCGAGCUGUCCAUCGACACGCUGGACGCGUGGUGCGAAAAGCUUCUGGGCUGCAAUCCACUGACGGAGAACGAAGUGAUGCAGCUGUGCUCCAAGGCCAAGGAGGUGCUGGUACAGGAAUCCAACGUGCAGCCCGUGCGCUGCCCCGUAACGGUUUGCGGUGACGUGCACGGCCAGUUCCACGAUCUCAUGGAGCUCUUCCGCAUCGGCGGCCACGCACCGGACACCAACUAUCUAUUUAUGGGGGAUUACGUGGACAGAGGCUACUACAGCGUGGAGACGGUGACGCUGCUCGUGUGCCUUAAGGUGCGCUACAAGGAUCGCAUCUUCAUCCUGCGCGGUAACCACGAGAGUCGCCAGAUUACGCAGGUCUACGGCUUCUACGACGAGUGUCUGCGUAAAUACGGCAGUCCGAAUGUCUGGCGCUACUUCACGGACGUCUUUGACUACCUGCCGCUCACUGCGGUCGUCGAGAACCAGAUCUUCUGUCUGCAUGGAGGCCUCUCUCCGUCUAUUGACACGCUCGACUACAUUCGAGGGUUCGACCGACUGCAGGAGGUUCCUCAUGAAGGAGCAAUGUGUGAUCUACUGUGGUCCGACCCAGACGAUCGCUCUGGAUGGGGGAUCUCGCCUCGAGGAGCGGGGUACACUUUCGGACAAGAUAUCUCGGACCAGUUCAAUCAUGCCAAUGGACUCACACUCAUCGCCAGAGCUCAUCAGCUGGUUAUGGAAGGAUACAAUUGGUCGCACAAAUGCAAUGUCGUGACCAUCUUCAGCGCGCCCAAUUACUGUUACCGCUGUGGUAAUGAAGCCGCCAUCAUGGAGGUGGACGAGCAGAUGCAGUACACAUUCUUACAGUUCGAUCCUGCGCCGCGUCGUGGAGAACCUCAUGUGUCUCGUCGGACCCCCGACUACUUUCUGUAG
This is a messenger RNA of Phytophthora nicotianae INRA-310, 939 nucleotides long. Its product is annotated as serine/threonine-protein phosphatase 2A catalytic subunit beta isoform. Gene Ontology annotation, cellular component: cytosol. Bases 1 to 939 code for a protein of 312 amino acids. Gene Ontology annotation, molecular function: protein serine/threonine phosphatase activity. Gene Ontology annotation, biological process: mitotic cell cycle; peptidyl-serine dephosphorylation. The transcript is spliced from 2 exons. The record is from RefSeq and is a predicted model, not a curated record. NCBI's taxonomy places the organism in Eukaryota, Oomycota, Peronosporomycetes, Peronosporales, Peronosporaceae.